Molecule: messenger RNA, 3256 nt
Organism: Lonchura striata (white-rumped munia)
Lineage: Eukaryota; Metazoa; Chordata; Aves; Passeriformes; Estrildidae
Gene: ABHD3
Product: abhydrolase domain containing 3, phospholipase
Biological process (GO): medium-chain fatty acid catabolic process; medium-chain fatty acid biosynthetic process; phosphatidylcholine metabolic process
Molecular function (GO): monoacylglycerol lipase activity; A2-type glycerophospholipase activity; acetylesterase activity
Source: RefSeq, a predicted model, not a curated record
AUGUCACCUGCCGUGGGGCGGCCGAUGCCGGCAGCACUGCCGCAGGAGCGGGGCUCAGGGCUGCGUCCCCGGCGAGGCAAGCUGCCACCGAGCCCGGCCCCGGCCCCGCGGCGCCGCGGAGGGGCGGUCCCGGGGCGGCGCCGCAGCGCCCAGCGCGCCGCGGGCAGCAGCCGCGGGAGACGGGCGCCGGCUCCUCCUUCUCCCUUUCCUCCUCCUCCUCCCUCGGCGCCGGGGUGGGCUCGCCCGCGGCAGUCGGGCGGUGGGGUCCUGCCGUGCCGUGCCCCGUGUGCCAUGGACUGGCAGGUGCUGACCAGGGAGCUUUCCCUCUACCUGGAGAGCCAGGUCCGCGUGGGGUUCUUCGGCUCCGGCGUGGGCUUGUCCCUGGUACUGGGUUUCGGUGUCGCCUACGCCUGCUACUACCUCAACAGCAUCGCCAAGAAACCCCAGCUGGUGGCAAGCAAUGACCGUUUCUGCCGCUUUCUUGAGGAAUAUUGCCCUGUUGUGACAGAAACUUACUAUCCCACGAUUUGGUGCUGGGAAGGUCGGGUACAGACACUCCUGCGCCCCUUUAUCACAUCUAGACCCCAAGUGCAGUACAGGAAUGAGCUCAUUAAAACAGCAGAUGGAGGACAGAUUUCGUUGGAUUGGUUUGAUAAUAAUGACAGCUCAUAUUAUCCAGAUGCCCACACAAGACCCACUGUCCUGUUAUUGCCUGGCCUGACAGGAACAAGCAAGGAAUCCUACAUUCUUCAUAUGAUCCAUCAAAGCGAAACACUGGGAUAUAGAUGCGUGGUUUUUAACAAUCGGGGAAUUGCUGGCGAGGAGCUUUUGACACCAAGGACUUACUGUGCAGCUAACACAGAGGAUUUAGAGACUGUUAUUCAUCAUGUGCACAGCUUGCACCCUUCAGCUCCAUUUAUGGCAGCAGGUGUUUCUAUGGGAGGCAUGCUUCUUUUAAAUUAUCUGGGAAAAACUGGCAGAGACACUCCUUUAAUGGCAGCUGCAAUUUUCUCUGCGGGUUGGAAUGUUUUUGAAUCUAUAGAAUCUCUGGAGAAGCCACUAAACUGGCUUCUUUUCAACUAUUACUUGACCACUUGUCUACAAUCCUCUAUCAGCAGGCAUCGACAAAUAUUGGAGAAAUUAUUUGAUAUGGAUCUUGUGAUGAAGGCUAGAACUAUUAGAGAAUUUGAUAAGCAGUUCACUUCAGUCAUGUUUGGCUACCGUUCAAUUGAUGAUUACUAUGAAGAUGCUAGCCCAUGUCGCAAGCUGAAGUCAGUAGGAAUUCCAGUGUUAUGUCUAAACUCUGUGGAUGAUGUUUUCUCACCAGGUCAUGCUAUACCAGUAGAAACUGCCAAACAAAAUGCAAAUGUUGCUUUGGUUCUGACUUCGUGUGGAGGCCAUAUCGGUUUUCUGGAAGGAAUAUGGCCGAGGAAGUGCACUUACAUGGACAGAGUCUUCAAGCAGUUUGUGCAAGCUGUGUUUGAGCAUGGAAAUAAAAUCUUUAGCAUAUAGCUUUGGACCACUGUUAUAAUACAGUGGCACAUUCUGACAAGGGCAGUUAAGCUUAGUGCACAAAUUUUAACUCCUGUAAGCCAGCAAAUGGAUAAAGUCUAUUACUACAUGCAAAAAUAUUUUUGCCUAAGAUUUUGUAGCAAGAAACUAAAUAUUAUGUUGUCACUUUUAUAUUUAUUUUUAAUAUGCCUUACUAAGAAUGACCUUAAAUGAAACAGUGUUCUGCAUACAUCAAAUUGCACUUAACCAAAACUAUCAAGUAGAGAGAUUAUAAUUCCUCAGGAUUUUAAUUUAAACCAGUAUGUAUUUAGGAAACUUUAUUUAGAUGGCUUUUACUAUUGGAAUGGCAACACUCAAAAUAGCUUAUAUUAUCCUGUCACAUAUAGUACCAGUUGGCCCAUUCCUUAGAGCAAAGUACUGAGUCUUCAAAUAAGUUGAAAUUUCAGCAUGUUAUUCCACAGCAUUAGAUUGAUACCUGCUUUUGCUGUUCUGCCCUGAGAGUAUUCAGAUUUAGGGCCGUUUAUUGGUUUUUAAACUAUGUCAAUGCCAUACUUGUCUUACAUGGUUAUUUUUUAAAGAGCUAAUUUAUAGUAUUUACAUAUAACCAAAAGAUUCCUUUAAAACAGUACUGUAAUAACUUAUGUAAUUAAAAGACAUUUUGCAUUUCAGAGUUUAUGUGAAGCUGGGUGUUAUCACAUAAGUAAGUAACACAUAUUUCAUAUAACUAGCAAACUCGGUGAUUGAACCUGCUAUUUAUAUUACCUUGCAAGAACAUUUCAGUUUCAAAGAAUAAAUAUUAGAGAAUCAAGAAAUUAUUAUAUGCUCUAGAUUAAAAAAGAAAAAUUCAAAGCUUUUGUCUCCAAUCAUUUCUGAAAAGAAUGAAACAAAUUGUUUAAAGAAAGUUGGGAUAGAGGUCAGAGUCAUGCCUCUGGUUUAUUUGAUCAUUUGUCACCAUUUUGGCAGUAGGCUGUCAAAUCACUGAAGCCACUGGCCAGCAUGGAGAAAGGACAGUUGGACAGAAUGUAUUUUGAAACUGUUGGGAAGCCCUAAUUUAGGGCAUACUGAAAUUUAGAACAGGCCCUUAAGCAGCAUCUGUGGAGCUCCCAUCUUUUGCUGAUCACUGAUUUGGGUCUAGCCACAUACAAGAAGUCAGGAAAGAUGCCUCUGCAUUUUUAUUUUUGUCUUUUGAGAGGGGUCAGUACAAGAAGAAAAUGCAGCUAAAAAAAGCAACUCAGGUUUUUUGUCUCAAGCAGUACGUGAACACUCCUCUUGCAAGGCAUGUUUCCUAGUAACAGCAAAAGAAGAACAAAAAUACUUUUUGUCUUUAGGAAAAGAAAUUAGGACAUGCUAUAAGAGAGCUGUUUUGUAAGGUGGAUGGUUGAAUUAAGAAAAUUGAAAAAUGCUUUAAAGUCUUGAGUUUUCAAACAGGCACUUCCCCAAAACUCUUAUUUUUUCUCUAAUAAGAAAAAUUAGGAAAGUUUGCAAGACCAAAAUUAAUUUUUUUGCAUGCUACAAUACAGAAAAAUAGUAUAUUAGUAGGGUGCCUUAUUUAUUCUUGUAUUCAUUUCCAGGUUUUAUGUUCAUGCAAAAAAGAGCAAUAAACAAUGUAUUUAGUGUUAUAUUUGUAAAAUUGUUUAGGUACAGUACUGUUCAAAAUUCAGCAUAAAGUAUUAAUAAAAAUAGAACCACUUACAUUAAAUAACACUUUACUGUUUAAAUAAAAGUAUUGUGAUUACUGCUAGAA